AUGUCAUCGACACCUUCACCCCCAGCCUUGGUGAUGGGCGGAGCAGGCUUUAGCUACCAACUGAACCCCAAUCCCGAAUCUCUUCCUAUCGUCGACAUCCUCUUGCGCGCCUUCGAACUUGGCGUGCGCACUAUUGACACAUCACCAUACUAUGAGCCCUCAGAGCAACUCAUGGGCGCUGCAUUAUCAGAUCCCCGUAUCCAGUCGAGAUACCGACGGAGUGACUAUGAACUCAUGACCAAGGUUGGCCGCAUUAAGGAAAAUGAGUUUAAUUACUCCCCCGACUGGAUCAGAAAGUCUGUUGCCAGGUCACUAGAGCGAUUUGGUACUACGUACUUGGACGUUGUCUUCUGCCAUGAUGUUGAGUACGUCUCCUUGGAUGAAGCUGUCACUGCUGUCGGUGUACUGCUGGACUUUCAACGCGCUGGGGUCAUUCUGCGGGUCGGAAUCUCGGGCUACGACAUUGACACCCUGGCCGAAGUCGCUAGACUUGCCCGGGAGAAAUAUGAUCACCCUGUCGACGUUGUUCAGACCUGGGCACAGCUCACUCUCCAAAACACGCAAGCUGAAACCCGUGGUUUUGAUCGUUUCCGCGCCGUUGGUGUAAACUCAGUAUUCUGCUCUAGUCCACUGGCUGUCGGACUAUUGAGGACUGGCGGAAUCCCCCUUGGACUGACAGGCGAUUGGCAUCCUGCGCCUCAAGGACUGAGAGCUGCCGCAGCUGAAGCCGCUGAGUGGAUGGACAAGCACGGAGGUGAAGAAAAUUUAUGUUCCCUGGCAAUGCAAUAUGCUAUUGUAAAGGCAAAGCAGAAUUGCACUCCCUCGUUCUCGGUAUCAACCAUUACAGGAAUCAGCACCCUUUCCGAUCUUGAGCAGAAUGUGGUUGCAGCUAAAAGAGUGCUUAAAGCUGCCGGCGACUCUGAGAAUUUACUGGACUAUACAGAGCUGGACUCUCAGUCAGUGGAGAGCAGACUGGCGCUUUGUGAGCGUGUUCGCCUGAUGUUGGGGGAGUGGCUAGACUAUGACUUUACUGGUAAGAAGCCCAAGACAUUGGACGGGAAAUCCGCUCGGGAGGUGAAGAUGCCAGGUGCUGUGAGUAUCGCAGCAGCAGAUGAUAGAGAUUUGAAGCAGUCUGCGGCAGUCGGAGUGUUGGUGUGA
This is a messenger RNA of Fusarium fujikuroi IMI 58289, 1158 nucleotides long. RefSeq names its product L-fucose dehydrogenase family protein. Gene Ontology annotation, molecular function: D-arabinose 1-dehydrogenase [NAD(P)+] activity. Gene Ontology annotation, biological process: dehydro-D-arabinono-1,4-lactone biosynthetic process. The record is from RefSeq and is a predicted model, not a curated record. Gene Ontology annotation, cellular component: cytosol. Bases 1 to 1158 code for a protein of 385 amino acids. NCBI's taxonomy places the organism in Eukaryota, Fungi, Ascomycota, Sordariomycetes, Hypocreales, Nectriaceae. The transcript has a single exon.